AUGGCCCGGCAUUCCGCCGCCGCCGCCGCGGGGGGGAUGGCGGCGCCCGCCCUGGCCCUCCUGCUGGCCGCUCUGGCCAGCGCCACCGAGCUCGGCAAGGAGGGCAGUGCGGCCUACGCGGACGAGAUGCGCCUCCGCGUGCAGGCCAACCUCCAGGCGGUGCUGCCGCUCCCGUGGGACAGGAUCGAGGACCGCGACUACAUGUGGAAGACCACGGACCUGGGCUCGACGAUCAGCAUUGCGUCGUUCAAGCUGCAGGGCACCGACCAGCCUGCGAGCCCACGGCCUAGCGUGCGAUGGGGCGCCAAGGGCGGGAAGGAGAUCCUACACUACAAUGGCGUCCUCGACCCGUCCUCGGAGCUCACGAUGCUGGCGUGGCAGAAGAUCCGGUGGGCAGGCCUGAAAGCGUUCCUCCAGGCCCAGAUGGCGGUGGACGCCGGCAAGCUGGUGGUCAUCAGCUCUUACGGCGACGUGCUGUACGGGGGCUGCUCGGAGGAGGUAAUCAUGUUCAAGUACAACGAGAUCAUCGCCGCUAGCGGCGGCACCCAGACGAUCGUCAUGGCCGCGGAGGUCUCGCCCUGGCCGUGGUCGCUGGGGUGGCGCUACAGCAGAACGAACUUCACCUCCUUCAGGAGGGCGGACGUGAUCGCGGCAUACUCCCUGUCGAGCACCUGGGAGUCGUCGUUCUCCAACUGCACCGACCCGUCCGCUGGCCCCUGCGACAGCACGCCGAAGUACCAGUACGCCAACGCUGGGCUCAUCAUGGGCCCCGUCUCCGACAUCUACGAGAUGCUCGAGGGUCUGGAGACGUACCAGGCAGACGCCAACCAGCUCGCCAACGACUACUACCUGAAGCACCCGGGCACGGUGACGCUCGACUAUGCGGGCGGCCUGUUCCUCUCCCUGCACAACAUGGUGAGCAGCGGGGGCGCGCCCGUCGAAGUCCAGGAGAUCAACGGCACCAGGGCGCUGUACAGCAGCACCCUGGGCCAGACCGUCUGCUUCGUCCACGGCAACGGCAACGGGUUCGCGGCCCUGCAGGACAUGGCGAGCCAGAUGGACUCCAGCGUGGCGCUGCGCAAGAAGAGCCGCUUCGCCAAGUGGUUCGGCGCGUAG
This is a messenger RNA of Prorocentrum cordatum, 1116 nucleotides long. The record is from the annotation of a GenBank genome assembly. Lineage: Eukaryota; Dinophyceae; Prorocentrales; Prorocentraceae.